Molecule: messenger RNA, 981 nt
Organism: Eriocheir sinensis (Chinese mitten crab)
Lineage: Eukaryota; Metazoa; Arthropoda; Malacostraca; Decapoda; Varunidae
Exons: 5
Coding region: 1-759 (252 amino acids)
Source: RefSeq, a predicted model, not a curated record
AUGGUGGUGCCAGUGGGCGGACUGGACAGACGUGGCCCCCGCCCCGCCAUUAGUCAGGUGGGAUCAAGGAUAACCCGGGCGAGGGACAGACCUCGGCGUGUGACGCAGCCUGUUCCAAGGGUUACGGGACGCCAGGAGGCCAGGCCAGUACAAUCCAGUCUGGCUCUGAGCUCGCCCAUCAGGGACAGCCCCGAAGCCGCCUCAGGGUGCCAUUACGGUAGAUUUAAUCUGAUCCAAGAUGGCUGCUCUCUAGUUUGUUCCAUAAGUUCCAGUACGGAGCAAGGCUUUCUCUUAUUGCUGUGCGCCUCCAGGCUGACAAAGGGGCGAGUCAGAGGAAGUUGGUCAGGUGAUGCAACUCACCUCGGCGCCGCCAGCGAGCGUGUGGAGCAGCGGCAGGAUGAGGCGGGGCGAGGCGGGGCACGCGGCGGCGGAGCGACAGGGAGUGAGCGCCGUCACCGCCUCGCUCAGGUGGUCUGUCACGCAUCGAUUGGCCGUGACUCAAGUGCCUCCACCGUGCCUGUGACGCCCGCCGCCUCAGCCCUGCCUGCCUCCCUGUCUGAGAUGCUGCCUUGGUACAUGCUGGACACCACCUUCGUCAUCACCUUCCUGGACCUCUGCUGCAGCUCUCCAGUGACCCACCUUCCUGGACCUCUGCUGCAGCUCUCCAGUGACCCACCUUCCUGGACCUCUGCUGCAGCUCUCCAUGACUCGUCCCCUGUCAAAACUUUCUCGUCAGACUUGUGUGCUAAUUGUUUUUAGUACUAAGCAGCCAAAGUUAAAAGUCCCAGACUUCCUAACUUUUCUUCUUUUUUUUUUUAAUAUUUUUUCCUGAUGUAGUAUUGAGCAUUUGUUUAGGGAGACUCUUUGAAGUAUUGUAACACACAGGUGGCAAUAAAUUUAAAAUUCAUUUGACUUGGAGAGAGACUUUGAGGUAUUGUCAACCUACCAGCAGCUGUGUCCCCACACAUGUGCAACCACUGA